Messenger RNA from Populus euphratica (Euphrates poplar), 2403 nucleotides. RefSeq names its product vacuolar ATP synthase subunit A (gene VHA-A). The transcript has 20 exons. NCBI's taxonomy places the organism in Eukaryota, Viridiplantae, Streptophyta, Magnoliopsida, Malpighiales, Salicaceae. Gene Ontology annotation, cellular component: proton-transporting V-type ATPase, V1 domain; plant-type vacuole. Gene Ontology annotation, molecular function: proton-transporting ATPase activity, rotational mechanism; ATP hydrolysis activity; ATP binding. The coding region runs from base 238 to 2109 and encodes 623 amino acids. Gene Ontology annotation, biological process: proton transmembrane transport; ATP metabolic process. The record is from RefSeq and is a predicted model, not a curated record.
CCAUAUCAUUAUCCGCCACCCGUGGCAAUUCAUUACAAAUCCUGGUGUCUUCUGCUGCGGUUGCCCUCUCUCCCCCUCUCCCCAUCAAAAAAUUAAUCAAUAAAAAUUAAAAUCCAACCCUUCUUCUUCCCUCUCUGUCAUCUGCUUUUACCAAAUCAAUUCGAUUGAAACCUUAGGGUUUUGAAUCGAUACUUAGAUCCUGUACACUCUCUCUGCAUCAUUUUUCUCCGAGAGAAAAUGCCGUCAGUGUACGGAGCUCGAUUGACCACAUUCGAAGAUUCUGAGAAGGAGAGCGAGUAUGGAUACGUUCGUAAGGUAUCAGGGCCUGUUGUGGUUGCAGAUGGUAUGGCUGGUGCAGCUAUGUAUGAACUGGUCCGUGUUGGCCAUGACAAUCUAAUUGGUGAAAUUAUUCGUUUGGAAGGACAUUCUGCAACAAUCCAAGUGUAUGAGGAAACAGCUGGUUUGAUGGUGAACGACCCUGUUCUUCGGACGCACAAGCCAUUAUCCGUAGAGCUGGGACCGGGAAUACUGGGGAAUAUUUUUGAUGGAAUUCAGAGGCCUCUAAAAACCAUUGCAAGAAUAUCAGGUGAUGUCUAUAUUCCUCGUGGUGUCUCUGUUCCAGCCCUUGAUAAAGACACACUCUGGGAAUUUCAGCCCAAGAAAAUAGGCGAGGGAGAUCUUGUGACUGGUGGAGAUUUGUAUGCUACUGUAUAUGAGAACACUCUAAUGCAACAUCAUGUUGCACUCCCUCCUGAUGCCAUGGGGAAAGUCACUUACAUUGCACCUCCUGGUCAAUAUUCAUUGAAAGACACUGUGCUGGAGCUUGAGUUCCAGGGUGUAGUAAAGCAAUUUACCAUGCUUCAGACUUGGCCAGUACGUACACCAAGACCAGUUGCAUCAAAGCUCGCUGCUGAUACCCCUCUACUUACUGGGCAGCGUGUCCUUGAUGCCCUUUUCCCCUCAGUUCUUGGUGGGACUUGUGCCAUACCUGGUGCAUUUGGCUGUGGGAAGACUGUCAUUAGUCAAGCUCUUUCCAAGUAUUCUAACUCCGAUACCGUUGUGUAUGUGGGCUGUGGAGAAAGAGGAAAUGAAAUGGCAGAGGUGCUCAUGGAUUUUCCACAAUUGACCAUGACUUUGCCUGAUGGCCGUGAAGAGUCUGUCAUGAAGCGUACAACCCUUGUAGCCAACACUUCUAACAUGCCUGUCGCUGCUCGUGAGGCUUCAAUUUAUACAGGAAUCACUAUAGCUGAAUACUUCCGAGAUAUGGGCUACAACGUGAGCAUGAUGGCAGAUUCAACAUCUCGUUGGGCAGAAGCAUUGCGUGAAAUUUCUGGACGGCUGGCAGAAAUGCCUGCUGAUAGUGGAUAUCCUGCUUAUCUGGCAGCACGUUUGGCCUCGUUUUAUGAACGUGCUGGAAAAGUAAAAUGUCUUGGUUCACCAGAGCGUACAGGUAGUGUCACAAUUGUUGGUGCAGUUUCCCCACCAGGAGGUGAUUUCUCAGAUCCUGUUACUUCUGCUACCCUCAGCAUUGUACAGGUCUUCUGGGGUUUGGACAAGAAACUUGCACAAAGGAAACAUUUCCCUUCUGUAAACUGGCUUAUUUCCUACUCUAAGUACUCGGGGGCAUUGGAGUCAUUCUAUGAGCGAUUUGAUCCAGAUUUUAUCAACAUCAGGACAAAGGCACGUGAAGUACUCCAAAGAGAAGAUGACUUGAACGAGAUUGUCCAACUUGUUGGAAAGGAUGCUUUAGCUGAAGGAGAUAAGAUUACCCUGGAGACAGCAAAGCUUUUGAGGGAGGACUAUCUUGCUCAGAAUGCAUUUACUCCAUAUGACAAGUUCUGUCCUUUCUACAAGUCUGUUUGGAUGAUGCGCAACAUAAUUCAUUUCUACAAUUUGGCCAAUCAGGCUGUUGAGAGAGGGGCGGGCAUGGAUGGUCAGAAGAUAACAUACAGCCUUAUCAAGCAUCGGUUGGGAGAUCUCUUCUAUCGUUUAGUGUCUCAAAAAUUCGAGGAUCCAGCAGAAGGGGAAGCAGCACUUGUGGGAAAAUUCAGCAAGUUGCAUGAGGAUUUGACUGGCGGCUUCCGUGCCUUGGAGGACGAGACUCGUUGAUUUAGGCGUUCCAGAUUUUGGUUAUUUAUUUACGGAGUCUGGCAGCUCGAAACCAGCACUUGAUCUAGUUGGAUUCGUUUGUCUAUGAAGGAUCAGUGUUGUUGCAUUCCUUCAUCCCACUUUUGCGGUGCUUGCCUUAUGGGAUGUGAUAGCUAGUGUAAUUUGUUAUUCAAAGCGGAGACAGUCAGACUAAAACCGUGCCUUGUUUAUUUAUGCAAUAAGGCUUGUUUGUGUUCAGGCAGUGUCAAUUUGUAUGAUUUAAUUUAUCAUAAAUAAAAGAAUCUUGUCUUAUCC